GGAACCUUUUUUGGGGGUUCGGUAAGAAACCGAUUUUUUUUAGAGUGAAGAAAUGUCUUACAACCGUUCUUGCACAAUUAAUCGUCCUAAAGUAAUCUCCAAUGUUGAAUAUUUAUUCCAUUAGGCUUCUAAAGUUCCAAAAGAAUCAAUUGAUUUUAAAAAAUGGAACGAAGAUCCUGAUGAUAUUGCAAAUAAAGAAAUUCGAGUUUUAGAACCAAAACAACUAUCUCUCGCAGCAGAUUUAAAAAAUGCAACAGAAAAAUUCUUCCAAGAUGCACAAAUGUCAAUUAAGAUGAGAAAAGAUAAAAAUUUAAAUGAAAAUAAUGAUGACAAAAUAUUAUUAAAUUUAUCCAAAGAUCCAUCUAUUUUAAUUACUAAACCUGAUAAAGGUCCUGGUGUCGUAAUACUUGAUCAUAAUGAUUAUAUUGAAAAAUUAGAAAACAUUUUAAGUUAUAAUAAAAAAUUUAAAUUAUUGAAUGAAGAUCCUACCAUUUCUCGCGAAAACGCAUUAAUCACUAUUUUACGACAAAUGAAAAACGAAGAAUAUUUGACACAACAAGAAUAUAAAUAUAUUAAACCAGUAGGUUCUGUUUCAGUAAGAUUAUACGGCUUACCAAAAGUUCAUAAAGAUAACGUACCUCUCCGACCUAUAGUAUGA
This is a messenger RNA of Rotaria sordida, 658 nucleotides long. Lineage: Eukaryota; Metazoa; Rotifera; Eurotatoria; Philodinida; Philodinidae. The record is from the annotation of a GenBank genome assembly.